Messenger RNA from Cylicostephanus goldi, 732 nucleotides. NCBI's taxonomy places the organism in Eukaryota, Metazoa, Nematoda, Chromadorea, Rhabditida, Strongylidae. The record is from the annotation of a GenBank genome assembly.
AUGUCUGACACCCAAAAAACUGCAAUAAUCUCACUUCAUUUCAACGUGCCCGAUAAACUAAACGUCUCUUACAAGAAUAAAAAUGAUCUGUGGAAAUCGUACAAGAAAUGGAUAAGAAGUCUUAAUCUCCCUAGCAACGAGGUGUAUUUUUGCGAUAGAGAAGGCUAUCAUACAGGGAUUAGGAAUGCAGAUGACUUAUUCGAAGCUGUGCAGCAGCCAGGCUAUGUCAAGCUAUUCACUCCUGGCAAGGAAAGAGAAAUCAGCACUGAUUCGGAAUCAGAAAUAGCAAGUUCUUCGCUUAUACUCCGUGGACGAAGUCAAAAAAAGAAGUGGACGACGAAUAGUCGACUUCCAGAAUGGACACCGACUUCAUCUCCACCUCCUUACUAUUUUUUCAUUGACGACAAUUGCACAAAAAAGAGCAUGAAUUACUUCCAUAAGCAAGAUGAUCCUCCCAAGUUUCGGCAAAAAUUUCCAGCAAUAGAUUGUUCUUCCAGUUAUCUUCUAUCUCCGAACUUUGCCGAUUUCCAAGGAAAUAAUUCGAUUCCAACCGCUCAAAUUUCUCCAUGGAAGCGACAGAACUCUUUGCGAAAUGUGCACGACGUUAUUGACGCAGUACUCGUGGUGGCACGUAUCGGUGCAAAGGCAAUGAGAAAACUGUCGAUAAUUGCCAGUUGCUGGGGACUACUUUUUAUGUUAACUGCACACACUCGUCAUUGUUUGAAGCGAUGA